AUGGAAGAAUUGAAUCAAGAUAUGUGGUGGGAGAGAGAAAAUUCAAGCCAAUAUCAAUGUUAUAAUGAUCUCUACUAUGAGUCAUAUAAUGAUGAUACAUGUGAUGAUCCAUAUCAUGAUGAUUGUUGGUGGACUGACGAUUCAACUCAAAGCCAACACCAUGAAUCACCUUGUUUUCUGGAGGACCAUCAAUCAGAUGAAUCUUCAUUUAGAAAAAAGUUGGAUCAAAUGUUGUACAUAUUGAGUGAAACGUUCAACAAAGAAGAAGACAACUCCAAGUCAAUUUCAGUUAUUGAAAAACAAUUAGAACAUAUAGCUAAGAACCUAAAUCAACAACCUUCAGACAAUCUUUCAAACACUAUGUUGGAGACUGAGAGUAUUUCUGAAAUCAAAGACGUUGAAAUUGAAUUGGAUAAGUAUAAUGAAAAUUUUCAUGAGUUGGAAGAGUCCAAAGUUGGGGAGGGGUUUGUGGAGGCUAAUACCAUCCCCUACCCAAUAAUUUUGAAAACACCUGAAACACAACUUUUUGUUCUUACAGAUUCUAAAAUAAAUUCCAAAUACAAACAAACAAAUUUAAUCAUUGACCGUCCCUUAUUGGCAACCAUCUAUGCUCAGAUUGGUUGUCAGGAAGGUGCAAUUGAUAUGUUAUUUGGAAAUCAUAAGGUGAGAUGUCUUGUGUUUGGACCUACUAAUGAUUCUCCAAUUAGUGGUGAUUACUGUGUAAUUCAUGAUUAUGUCUAUGAGCAUACCGCAAAUAUGCUCUCCGACACCACCCUCGAUUUGGAGAAAAUUUUCUCGUGUAACAGGUCAAAAUCAUUGGAUAAUAGUGGGAUUCAACACAUGGAAAGAAAGUUGUGGAACAAAAAACAUGAUGCAACACAUGCCCACAAAUCAUCAAUGAAAGUGUUACAUGAUAUCAAGCAUCGAUUAAAGAAGUUUACUAGAUGGAAAGAUGCAUGGCUCUUCAAAACAAGGUUUAACCAUCAUUGUGGAAGGAUUAAACGCAAAAUAGUUGAUUUUCACAAGGCCAAAAAAGGUUUUCCACAUGAUCAGGUUCCUCAAAGUAAGGUGAGCAACCUCAUGGUUGACUUUUAA
Messenger RNA from Lactuca saligna, 1095 nucleotides. Lineage: Eukaryota; Viridiplantae; Streptophyta; Magnoliopsida; Asterales; Asteraceae. The record is from the annotation of a GenBank genome assembly.